Symphalangus syndactylus (siamang) is the source of this 5045-nucleotide messenger RNA. RefSeq names its product zinc finger protein 350 (gene ZNF350). The record is from RefSeq and is a predicted model, not a curated record. Gene Ontology annotation, cellular component: nucleoplasm. Gene Ontology annotation, biological process: negative regulation of transcription by RNA polymerase II; regulation of immune system process; regulation of cytokine production. Gene Ontology annotation, molecular function: DNA-binding transcription repressor activity, RNA polymerase II-specific; RNA polymerase II cis-regulatory region sequence-specific DNA binding. NCBI's taxonomy places the organism in Eukaryota, Metazoa, Chordata, Mammalia, Primates, Hylobatidae.
GACUUUUGGUUUGUUUUAUUCUUUCCUUUGUUCCAUAAUAGAUUUGUAGAAGCCUAUAAACAUCAAUUUCACUAAUAUAAAGAGUAUAAAUUUCAAAAAGCAGGAUCUGGAGAGAAAUAAGCUUAGUUUUUAAACUCAAUAUCAUGCAAAAUAGUAGGGUAAGGAAUAUAAUGUUCAUAGCAUUAACACUAAAUUAUGAAUUUUGUGACACCGUGCAUGGCUGGAGGAUCCUGUGGGUUAUAUCAGCUGUCAGCUUGCAUCUAAUAUCUCUGACAGCCAAUAUCACAAGAAAAUCAUAAUUUACAUGGUAUGUCCUGUUUUUGAAGAUAAAACAUUACUUCCUGGGGGUUGCCAUUAUUUCAUGGCAGUUUAGUCUCAGGAAAUUUCUUCAGUGGUUCUUCCUAGAGUUGAUGUGGCAGAUGGUGUCCAGAAUAGCAGCCUUCUCGUAAAUUCAGAUGCAGGUUUCCUGUGGCUGUUUCUUGAAGGAUUCCUUUAUAUUGCUAUGGAAUGACUAAGCAAACUCAGUAAACACAGAGACCAACACAAGUUAAUUUCAGCCUUGUGGCAGUCUGGAUUUGACUUGGAAUAAAACCUAGAUAUCCUAGGAAUAUGGCAGGAUUCCAUGACUUUCAAAUGGUUCUCAAUGAACAGAUAGCUGAACUGAUGUUUGAAUAUAGAUUUGGAGACAGGGAGUUGAAAGUGAUAUUGUCUGGACAGGACUUGGAUUGGAGUUUACAGAUUUCCUUUAGACUUUCACCUCGUAGAAAACGCUGAGUCCUUAUUGUAUAGUAAAUAAUUGAAUUUAUGCAAAGGGAGUUUUGGCCUUUGUGUUCAAGCUAAUGGAGGGUGAGCUCUGGGCUUCUGGAAUGUCUUGCUAAUGGCAGUGUCUUUGUUUGCUUGGGUCCUUUGGCCAUUGGACAGCCUAAAAAUAUGAUCUAUGAUAGAUCUGUGAUCUAUGAUAGGUUGGAAACCUCCAGAAGAACAAGAGGCUAAAGUUAAAACCUGACUUCUGGGAGGCUGUGGACCUAAGAUCAGCCACAUAGGUCAUCUGUGAUUGUGUCCCAGUAAAAUAAGAAAGUACACAUAUCAAAAAAAAAGUUUCAGCCAGGCUCGGUGGCUCAUGGCUGUAAUCCAGCACUUUGGGAGGCCGAGGCGGGUGGAUCACGAGGUCUGGAGAUCGACACCAUCCUGGCUACCACAGUGAAACCCCAUCUCUACUAAAAAUACAAAAAAUUGGUCGGGCGUGGUGGCGGGCACCUGUAGUCCCAGCUACUCGGGAGGCUGAGACAGGAGAGUGGCGUGAACCCGGGAGGUGGAGCUUGCAGUGAGCCAAAAUCAUGCCACUGCACUCCAGCCUGGGUGACAGAGUGAAACUCCAUCUCAAAAAAAAAAAAAAAAAAAAAAGUUUCUGGCUGAGUGCAGUGGCUUAUGCCUACUUUGGGAGGCUUAGGCAGGAGGAUUCCUUGAGCCCAGGAGUUUGAGACCAGCCUGGGCAACCUAGUGAGACCUCGUCUGUAUUUAAUAAAAUUGAAGAAAAGAAAGAAAGAAAAAGUUUUCUUUUCAUAUAUUUUCUUCCUAAUCCCCUUCUGUAAAUGGUUGGUAAUAUUUACUUCCUGUCACUGUAUCUGUUUGUGGAUCUAUGUCUAUAUAUGUAUUAAUAAAAGCAUGAGUAUAUAUGAAUCUAUCUGUAGACAUAUACAUCCAUUAUGAUAUACAUAUAUAUAUAUUUUACAUGAUAGAAUCAUAUUUCAAAGAACAUAGCAGUCAAUUUGAAGGGACUCUUCAUUGGCCUAAGAUGCUACACUUUGAGCAUCCAAAGACCAAUGAUUACAAAUGAUUGAAGAACAUUAAUUAUACAAAAUUCCAUCAGUUUAUAGCCAUAUUUGAAAAAAAUGCAUUUUUCACCAUUGGGGGUUAGGAGAGAAUCAAGUAUUUAAUCUGAAAAAUGAUAAAAGAUCAUAAACAUGUUUUGUGUGUGUGUGUGUGUGUGUGGUGGGGGUGGGUUGACUAUGAGUUUUUUUGUUUUUUACUUUUCUGCUUUUUUUCUUUCUUCCUUUCUUCUUUUUUUUUUUUUUUUUUUAAAUUGAGAUGGGGUCUUGUCGUGUUGCCCAGGCUGCUCUUGAACUCCUGGGCUCAAGCGAUCCUCCUGCCUUGGCCUCCCAAAGUGCUGGGAUUACAGGCAUAAGCCAUUGUGCCCGACCCUCUUGGUAAUUUUGUAUUACUGACCCUCACUCUGCUCCUUGGCCAUAAAUUCCCACUUGCUUAUGCUGUAUUUGGAGUUAAGUCCAUUCACUCUCUACCACUGUAAAAUCCCAUUACAUUUGUCUAUAUACCUGUCAUAAUGGCCCUGAAUAAAGUCUUCCUUACUGUGCUUUAACAAUUCUCAUUGAAUAAUUUUUUUUAACAUGUAUAGCUUAAUUAAGGAGGUGAGAUUCCAACGCCUUUGCCAUAUUCUGAAUAGAGGUAAGUCACUAGGCCAGUCCGUGCUCAAGGAGAGGGUGUAGAGCACCCAAUUCUGUCCCUGUUUGGGCGCCACUUGUAACCUGCACAGACCUAGGGGGACUGAACACAGGGGGGCGAACACAGGAAUAAAAGACGAGACAAAAGAGUAUAUUUGGAAGAAGGGGUUGGGGGUACCUUGCCUUUAGUGGACAAGGGCCCUAAGCUUUACACAGCCCUCUGUAUUUAUUAGGCAAAAGAGAUAGUUGGGAGGUGCAGUGGAAGUAGGGGUCAGCUGCUCAGUCCAGGGUAGGCUUGCAAGACUACAUUCUCUAAAUAUUGCAGUAGAUAACCUCAGCGCCAGGGAGUGAUUGCCUCCAGAAAACCUUCUGUCAGCAGGAGCAGUGGUGAGUUUGCUCACAUCCUGCAUUCAUGAUAAACAGUUUGCUGUUUGAUCUUAUAGCCUCCAGUGGAAUGCUGGGUUGGUCACGUCCCACGGACCUUUGGCUCCCUGAAUCCGUAACACUGGAAGAUGUGGCUGUGGACUUCACCUGGGAGGAGUGGCAGCUCCUGGGUGCUGCUCAGAAGGACCUGUACCGGGACGUGAUGUUGGAGAACUACAGCAACCUGGUGGCAGUGGGGUAUCAACCCAGCAAACCGGAUGCACUCUUCAAGUUGGAACAAGGAGAACAACUGUGGACAACUGAAGAUGGAAUCCACAGUGGAGCCUGUUCAGACACAUGGAAAGUUGAUGAUCAUGUGCUGGAGCGCUUGCAGAGUGAAAGCCUGGUGGACAGAAGGAAACGAUGUCAUGAACAUGAUGCAUUUGAAAAUGUUCAUUGCAGCAAAAGUCAGUUUCUGUUAGGGCAAAAUCAUGAUAUAUUUGACUUACAUGGGAAAAGUUUGAAAUCCAAUUUAACUUUAAUUAACCAGAGCAAAGGCUAUGAAAUAAAGAACUCUGUUGAGUUUACUGGAAAUACGGACUCCUUUCUUCAUGCUAACCAUGAACGACUUCAUACUGCAAUUAAAUUCCCUGCAAGUCAAAAACUCGUCAGCACUAAGUCCCAAUUCAUCAGUCCCAAGCAUCAGAAAACACGCAAAUUAGAGAAGCAUCAUGUGUGCAGUGAAUGUGGGAAAGGCUUCAUCAAGAAGUCUUGGCUAACUGAUCACCAGGUAAUGCAUACAGGAGAGAAACCCCACAGAUGUAGUCUAUGUGAGAAAGCCUUCUCCAGAAAGUUCAUGCUCACUGAACAUCAGCGAACUCAUACAGGAGAAAAACCUUAUGAAUGCCCUGAAUGUGGCAAGGCCUUUCUCAAGAAAUCACGGCUCAACAUACAUCAGAAAACACAUACCGGAGAGAAACCCUAUAUAUGCAGUGAAUGUGGAAAAGGCUUCAUCCAGAAAGGAAAUCUCAUUGUACACCAGCGAAUUCAUACAGGUGAGAAACCUUAUAUAUGCAAUGAAUGUGGAAAAGGCUUCAUUCAGAAGACUUGUCUCAUAGCACAUCAGAGAUUUCACACAGGAAAGACACCCUUUGUGUGCAGUGAAUGUGGAAAAUCCUGUUCUCAGAAAUCUGGUCUCAUUAAACAUCAAAGAAUUCACACAGGAGAGAAACCCUUUGAAUGUACUGAAUGUGGGAAAGCCUUUAGCACAAAGCAAAAGCUCAUUGUCCAUCAAAGGACUCAUACAGGAGAGAGACCCUAUGGCUGCAACGAGUGUGGGAAAGCGUUUGCGUAUAUGUCGUGUCUGGUUAAGCAUAAGAGAAUACACACAAGGGAGAAACAAGAGGCAGCCAAGGUGGAAAAUCCUCCUGCAGAGAGGCACAGCUCAUUACAUACCAGUGAUGUCAUGCAGGAGAAAAACUCUGCUAACGGGGUGACUACACAAGUGCCUUCUGUGGCCCCUCAGACAUCAUUAAACAUCAGCGGCCUCCUCGCAAACAGGAACGUAGUCCUUGUGGGACAGCCGGUGGUCAGAUGUGCAGCCUCAGGAGAUAACAGAGGAUUUGCACAGGACAGAAACCUUGUGAAUGCAGUGAAUGUGGUUGUGCCUUCUGUGAUCAAUUAUGUCUUAUUUUAUGUUACAGAAAACCCAUAGGAAGAAAACUCAGAUCUAUGUGGAAAAGGGUUGAGCAAAAAUUUGUAGUUCAUUAUGUGGCCAAAAAGCAUACACUGAGAGAAAAUGUUUAAGGCUGAGAUAGCCUGAUAAACUCAUCCUAUUUAAAUAUAUGCUGCGAUACACAGGCAAAAUCUGAUGUUAACCUAAGCACAUACACAGCAGUUGCUCGAUCGUGUCAAUUAAAUGAGUAAAGGAAGCCCAAGUACUUUUAAGUGGAGGAAAUGAAGUACUAUGAAUUUUUAAAAGAGAUGAGAUAAUUGGUGUUGGGAGUGUUGCAGUGACUGAAAAGCUUCAUAAGGAGCAGUUGGUGGGAAAGGGCUAAUACUGGAAUGGUGGAAUGUGGGACACAUAUGUGUCAAUUCAGUUUCCUUAGACCAGUGUGGAGGAUUAAUUGAAAACCAGGACCAUAAACUUUCAGAACUUUAUAUUAUGAAGAGAGAUCUGUGAAACUAGUCAAUUUGUUUCAUUAAACAAAUAUUUUAAAAUUA